Molecule: messenger RNA, 5639 nt
Organism: Dinoponera quadriceps
Lineage: Eukaryota; Metazoa; Arthropoda; Insecta; Hymenoptera; Formicidae
Product: facilitated trehalose transporter Tret1-like
Exons: 6
Coding region: 1-1458 (485 amino acids)
Biological process (GO): transmembrane transport; carbohydrate transport
Cellular component (GO): membrane
Molecular function (GO): sugar transmembrane transporter activity
Source: RefSeq, a predicted model, not a curated record
AUGGAGGACACGGGGAUGAUCACCGAGGUUCCGGUGCACCAGACUGGCAGGAAACUGUGGCAAUACCUUGCAACUAUUUCCGCCUGCACAAUGGCCGUCGGCGUCGGCACCGCAUUGGCAUGGACGUCUCCCGUGUUACCUCGAUUGUACAAGGAGGACUCUUGGCUGGUCAUCGACCCGGAGCAAGGGUCGUGGGUGGGCUCGAUACUGGCGCUGGGGGCGAUCGUAGGUGCCAUACCGUCCGGUCCGAUGGCGGACAAACUUGGCCGUAAGAAAGCACUUCUGCUGCUUUCGGCCCCGUUUCUUCUGUCCUGGGCGAUCAUCAUACUCGCCACCCAGCUGUGGUUGAUCAUCGCGGCCAGAAUCGUGGUGGGCAUCGGCGUCGGGGCGACCUGCGUCCUCGUGCCGAUCUACGUGUCCGAGAUCGCGGAGACGUCGGCGCGUGGCGCCCUCGGCGCCCUUUUCCAGUUCUUCCUCACCGUCGGCAUCCUGUUCGGCUUCGUGUUGGGAACCGUCAUGAACUACACGGCGUUCGCCAUAGUUUGCGCCCUCGUGGAGGUCGGCUUCCUCGCCGCCUUCGUGUGGAUGCCGGAAUCGCCGGUCUGGUUGGUAUAUGAAAAGCGAGAAUCGGAAGCCAGAUUAGCGUUAACGGUUCUCCGAGGUGACGUUUACGAUCCAUCCGAGGAGCUCGCGGAGAUGCGGCGAGCAGCGGAGGAGACGACGUCGAAGAAGUCGAGCAUAUUCGAUCUCGUACGCGUCCCCGCGACCAGAAGAGCCAUGCUCGCCACACUAGGCAGCAUGUUCUUCCAACAGAUGUCUGGCAUAAACGCAGUGAUCUUCUACACCACCACCAUCUUCCAGGAAUCUGGAAGCUCGAUAUCGCCAGAUAUCGCUUCUAUAAUCGUUUCGCUUGUUCAGACGGUGAUGUCGGUCGUAGCAGCUGUGAUUGUGGAUCGCGCAGGCAGGAAGCCGCUGUUAAUCUUCUCCUCGGGCGUGAUGUCAGUUAGUCUCGUAGCUCUCGGUUUGUACUUCAAGAUUAAGGUUAACGGCGGGGAUGUCAGUACGCUUGGUUGGCUGCCGCUUACAUCUCUGGCAUUAUUCAUGAUUGCUUUCUCCGUCGGGUUGGGCCCGAUACCUUGGAUGCUGAUGGGCGAAUUUUUCACCGCAGAGACGAAAGCAUUCGCCUCCGGUCUCGCGGUGAUGCUGAACUGGUUCCUGGUGUUUCUGGUGACGAAGACCUACCCGGCGUUGAAUCACGGGCUAGGUGCGGACGUCACCUUUUGGAUGUUCGCCGCGAGCAUGGCGAUUGCGGUCGCGUUCACGCACUUCUUCAUACUCGAGACGAAGGGGAAGUCGUUUCAAGAGAUCCAACAGGAAUUGCAGGAAAGAGAGGGAGAGGGAAAGAAAGGGGAAAAGGGGGAAGAGGUGCAGUCUCUCUUAGAAAUGUUUGUAUUUUGAAAAUCGAAGGAAUUUCCUUGCCAACUCGCGCACAUUUCGUGAAAUAAUUGCCCGACACGCCUGCGGAUAUUUCAUAUCGUUCACACAGAAAACGUCGUGUAUUAAUCCCGUCGAAACUCGAACUUUUGCUUACACUACGUACGUGAAUAUGAAAAUGCUUAUUUGUAGAAAAUAUAUUGGCGGGGAUUUGCGCUACGGCGAAAAGCACCCUCGGGUUGUACGCUGCUCGAUCGAUCGACUCCGUCGCUCAGGAUUGUUCUCUUAUCCUUUCUCGUCUCUCGCUCGGUCUUGCUGUAUCCACGAGACUCACGAGUGAAACUUAAUCCAAAAGAGAGAGACGAUUGUCGAAACAUCGCGAAAAUUUUCACAGUUGUACCGGCGGUUUUUGAUCGUCCGACAAAAUCUCUCCUGCCGGAGAAUCGCUCUGAGUUCCUUUGAGAAGCGGAAUUACACGCUCAUUAGGGGACUUGUGCAGUGUUACAAUGUUUAAUAUACGUAGAUUGGAUGAUGGGACAAUAGGUCGUGUGUGAUUUGCUUUUAAACGAUGCACUUAUUCCCUUGAUACGAAUGGCACAAUUGAGGGCACCGAGAAGACACGAUACGCGUCCCGGCUCUCACCUACGUGCACAGCGUGCGACCGUAUCCUACAUGACGCGUCCGACGGGAUUUCCUCGAUGUGAUCGUCGGUCCAUGAUAUUUUUCAUGAAAAUCUACUACGACUCUUACGAAAGAUCAAUCGAUGCGAAAUUUGAUACGCACCGAGAGAAAUUCUUCUAUGACUACUCUGGGAAAAAUUUCCAUCGGGCAAACCGAUUGAACGACGUGUCCGAUUAUUUUGUCAUCCGAUCAAAUGAUGAAUACCCUUAAUCCGUUGAAGUAUCCGGUAAAGUUACCGAUGCAGUUACCGAUGAAACCUAAUCGGAAAAUCAGUCACCCUUUGUGUAUAUCCGUUAUAAUUUUAAUCGGAUAAAAGGCACAACUUCCAGAUCGGAUGAAGUGACAAAGUGAUGAAAGGGGCCUUAUUUCAUGCCUUUAUAUUUAUUUAUUAGCGGUUAAGGAGCUCCUGAAAUAUGUAUUAGAAACCAAAUAUCAAAAGAUCACUAUAUGCCAUUAUGUGCAAGCCUUGAUUAUUUAUCGAUCGAUAAAAACAGCCAACAAGAUGUCCAAUGAUAAUGAGAGAGAUAAUGAGAAAAAUCAUGAGAGAGGAUCUUUGAAUUCCAAUUUUUCAAUUACGGCUGUUCAUAAUAAACACAAUCGACAAACCAAGUACGUAAUACGUAAUAACAUUACGCGCUCCUCAUGCGUGCGAAAAUGUUAUCGACGAUAAUAGCAAUGUUGAGACAGGCGAGCGCUCAUGUAGCACAAUUCGCAUAACGUAUUCGCUUAAAUAUAUUAUAAUAAUACAAAGGCCUGACCACAUUUUCCAACGCGCGAGCAAUACUGAUUAUUCGCCUCUCAUUUUCACAUCGAGCACGCGCACACAUACACACACACACAUAAUUGCACCAGAUAUAUAUAACGUUUCAUUAAAUUACACUCGAUUUAUCACUGCUUUCUUGCAAAACAAUUUUGUUCUUAUCUCUCGAAAACGCGAGAUAUCCUAAUUACAUUGCCUUUCUGUUGCCUCUCCUCUUAAAUUUAAACAAUCGUAAACAGAGUCGUAGAUACAAUCAAAGAUUCAGGAAAUGGAGAAACGGUCUAUUCAUAUUCAUGAAUUCGCGAGCAGGAGAGAGAAAGAGAGAGGUAUUCGCGCGCGUAAAAAAAAACCCGGAAUUAUUAUUCGGUUCGGUAAUUCCCCGAUCGACCGAGAUUAGUACGAAUUCAACGAUAUACCAGCGCUGGGAGCGUUGUUACGGAAAUUACGGGAAGAACGAGAAUAGAGGACGAAGGACAAAUUACCCGUGUCAAGAUGUAUCCUUGCCCUCUCGGUACGAUUCUUCGCGCGCGCACGCGGACGAUAAGAACAUCAACAAAUGAUGCAUAUUCGUAUUAGGCGACCAAAUUGAAUCUUAAACCAAAUUUAAUCCUAAACCGACGAGGAUCGUAAAAUUUCGCUAAAACUUCCCGGUUACCGACGUAACCAUCGUCGGUCGCGAGCACAGAACCCGAGAUGCGAUGAUCCGAGCGAUGGUUCGUUCUCUCGUUCUCUCCCUCGGAAACAAAUCAGCCCGUGUCUUCUUAAACAAGGUCAACACUAGGAGUCCUUCGAUUAUUCAUUAAUUGUCACUGGCUAGCUCGGAGGAAUCCGAUUUCCCGACGAAGAUAUCGACGUUUGACGUCGCGCUUCCGCCGACGAGCGCAGCGAAAGAACUUCCUUCUCUCCUCCCGAGUCGAGAAAUUUCGGUUCUAUGCUAAACUUUUCAUUCUGCAACAUAAUCGGAGCUAUGAUGAUAGCAAAAUAGAUGCACACACACACACACACACACAAUUCCAAUUCCGGUUAUAGGUUAAUUAAUUCCUCAUUAACUAUUGCGAAUACCGCAAAACGCUAUGGCACUCUUUUGUUCACCUCAAUCUGUUUCUAUGUCUUCACGAGCAUUGGCGUUGAUAAACUGUGGGAUAAACCGUCAUUUGUUCGACGGUUAUCACGGUUAGAGCCAAUCCGCGUGUCUUUUAUACACAAUACUGUAAUUUUCCCGUGAUUCAUCGCGCCUACACUCUUUCUCUAUAGUGGCUUAUCAAGAUACUUUUUGUUCCUCUUGUCAGCGUCCGAUCCUGUACGUAUAAAUACGUAACUUCAUCGGUUCUUUCGUUUCUACCUUCCUCCUCUCUUUAUCGCAACAACUUUAUGCGAUAGAUAGAACGAAUAUAUCGAAUAUAACGAUAUUCGAAUUGUUGUGGCCGUUUUUAUUUUCGACGACAAUCUGGUUUUUUUCCGGACAAUUCGUCAUCAUCCGCAGCGACGCCCCCUCAUCGCAUUAACUAUCGAUUAUGUUGUCCUAUCGCGCGCGCGUCGCCCUCAUUUUUAAUCCGUCGUCUCGCAAUUUUACCCACGCGUCCUCCUCCCGCGACAUCGAAAACGCAAUUCAAAGUUACGCAGCGCCCGCUCAAUGUUUGUCGACACCGAAUGUAGCGUCAAACUCACACGAUUUUGCAACUAGUAAAUGACGUUAACGAUGUUUACAGUCAUGCAUUGAAAAUACGCGCGAUAGCAUCGAGUCUCUUCUCUUCGUGCGAUAUUAGUAUAUUUAUGCAAUAAUAUCUCGAAAUACGCGUAAUCGCACUUCGUCGUUAUGUUGUAAUAGUAGUUGCAACUGCUAAAACCAUCCCGACAAUGGCAAGUAAAAAUUUCUCGCUUCGCCUGUAUAUACAUAUAUAUUGCGUGCAGGUGAUUUAAUUCCACUUCACUUCUUAUCGCGCUUAUUGCCGGCAUCGGCUAAUUUCGCCAUCGGUUAUCCAUUUAUAUUUUUGCCGGCGCGAUAAUCUGCCAGGCGUGAUGCGAACGCAGAUGAAAAAAGGAGGCAGAUCGUCACGUACAGGAUGUACAGAAAAAGAACUCAACAUGAAUUACAAUUUCUCGAAACGGCGGAUGAUAGCCUGAAUGAACCGAAGAGUGGAAAUUCAACGGAUUACUCGGUCGAGUAGACGUUGGGUCGUUGCUACGUACUCGAUCGCAUUUAAGCGGGCAAAGUGCACCGCUCGUGAGCGCUGGUGAAAAAAAAUUUUCCACCACACUCUGCCGAUAUUCGAUAUCGACAUUUUUACUUCGACGGUCGCGCGAGAUUAUGCAUCGUCUGGUUUAAGAAUAAUAAUCUAUUCUUUUCUGUCCCGUUUUUAUAUGAUCGCGUACAUAAGUGCCGGCGACUCAAAUUAGUAGUAUAAAGUCGGAAGGGGACGAGAAAGAGAGAGAAAGAGAGAGGGAGAAUUAUCACUUAUCGGUUUUCGACAGUGGGAAGUUUCCGACAUUGAUGAUUGAGCGUUAAUGACUCUUCAUGUCAAGUGACUUUCUUCUUCACGCUUAACAAAACGUCUCGCUACUGACGUUUGACAAAUGUUUUGAUAUUUUUCUCUCGGUGUGCGAAUGAACGCACCGCGUAAACGUUAUUGGUCGUACAAAUAUUUGGAGGCUUUACGACGCGUUUUUCAUCAAAAACCAAAAUAAAGUAUGCAUCCAUAUCGAUGUAACAAUUGAUGAUGAUCUUUUGUUUAAUACCAAGAAUGUAUUUCGAUAUUUCGAUAUG